AUGUUGAAGGUAUUGUCGUUGAUGAACGAAAGCAACAAGACCGAAUUGGAGCUUCGCAGGUUUAUGUUUGAGAAGGAGAUGGAGGAGCGUGCCAAGGACCGUGAGGCUCAGCUACAGCAUGUACAAAUGCAGGCGCAACAAGUCCAAAUGUUGCAGUCGACAUUGACUACCCUUCUGACUGCCCUUGUUAACAAAUUGUAA
This is a messenger RNA of Aphanomyces invadans, 201 nucleotides long. RefSeq lists its product as hypothetical. The transcript has a single exon. Bases 1 to 201 code for a protein of 66 amino acids. NCBI's taxonomy places the organism in Eukaryota, Oomycota, Saprolegniomycetes, Saprolegniales, Verrucalvaceae. The record is from RefSeq and is a predicted model, not a curated record.